AUGGUGAAGCAACUUGAGCUGGAAAUGGCAUCAGCUCGCGCCAUCCUCCAAGCACCACAAAACAACACCGACGCUCGUACUCGCAUGCUGAGAGGGCGCAACACAAUGACCACGUGUGGCCAGCUCACAUGCAACCUCCCCGGAAUUGGCCGCAUUGCUCAAGACGAGCAGCAACCCGUUUCCAAAGUGUUUCUUGUGUGGCUGUGGGUGACCUUUAGUCCAAACGGUUGA
Messenger RNA from Phytophthora nicotianae INRA-310, 231 nucleotides. RefSeq lists its product as hypothetical. The coding region runs from base 1 to 231 and encodes 76 amino acids. The record is from RefSeq and is a predicted model, not a curated record. The transcript is spliced from 3 exons. Lineage: Eukaryota; Oomycota; Peronosporomycetes; Peronosporales; Peronosporaceae.